CGUGAAAUGUUUGCUGUUUAGAAACAGAUGGCUAACUGUAUUUUAUCCCAUUACAGUCCAGAUCUCCCCGGCUGGAUGUCUCUGCGGAUGCGGCCAAGCAGCGAGGUCAGCUUUCUGACAGGGCCAUCUGCCUGCAGAGGGAACUAUAAGUGGGUGGGUUAUAUUUAGAGCCUGGUCCAAUGAAGAGCGGAGGGCCCGAGUGCCUUUCCAACGCAGCUCUCACCCGGGCUCUGGCUGCCACACUUUGAUGCCAUCAGUGUACAGGGGGAAUAAUAGAGCGACACCGGGGAGAAAAAGAGUUAAGCGGAUUAUUACAACCUGCACAUACAUCCCUGGCGGGGAAGCCGGCUACCUCUAUACAUGGAUCUGUCAUACUGGUCGCCUGAUAGGAGGUCGGAUGUUAAUUGGCAUCUCCUGCAGUAGAGCUUUCUAAAAAUGCGACCACAAAGAAACUGCAUUGAGUGUCCAAACAAGACAAUGAGCUGUAGAGAAGCUGACAUCUACCAGCGCAUCCAAGAGGGUUCUGACACUGUCAAAAGGAACAGAAAUAAGAAAGAACAAGACUAUAUUUCUGAGACUGGCACAGUCAUAAGGAGUGAAAAAUCAGAUCGGAAACAAAAGGCCUCUAACAGAAAGGCAGACGACCUCUCACGAGAUGACUUGCUGUUCCUUCUGAGCGUGCUGGAGGGAGAGCUACAAGCUCGAGAUGAAGUUAUAUCUGUGCUGAAGGCAGAAAAAAUUGACCUGGCUUUACUAGAAGCCCAAUAUGGUUUUGUGACUCCAAAACGGGUCUUGGAGGCCCUUCAAAGAGAUGCAAUCAGAGCAAAUGCUACACAAUGGCAAGAAGACAUCUACGAAAAGCCAAUGUGUGAGCUGGAUAAAGUUGUGGGCAAGCACAAGGAAACUCACAAGAGAAUGCUGGAGCAACUUCUAAUGGUGGAGAAAUCCCAAAGAGAAACCUUGUAUGACUUAGAGGAAGAAAAAAGAAAACAUACCGAUUACAUGGAAAAAAGUGACGAAUUUACCAAUCUACUGGAGCAAGAGCGAGAAAGGGGACCCGAGACCACCCGCCAACCCAGCCCCUAAUGAGAUGCAGCAGUGAAGACUGGUAUUUCUGCUAUUUCCAUCUGUGUAAAUGUGUCAAGCGUCACUUCCUGAUGGUGCGGAGACCUCUAUGACGAGCGCUGUCCGCCUCGAGCAGGAGGGUCUCCCAGCAACAAGGGAAACAAAUGAAAACCUAACAAAGCAGCAGAUGAAUUUACAUAUAAGGAAAGAGAGUGCGCUAAUUCUACUGCUGUAAAAUAACAUGGAGUAUGAAGGACAUAGGUCUAAAACACAAAAACACUCUGUCAAUGUACGAAGCCUGAAUUGUAUUAGUAGAAGCCAUAUAGAGGAAAGAUUUAUGCUUUU
Molecule: messenger RNA, 1410 nt
Organism: Bufo bufo (common toad)
Lineage: Eukaryota; Metazoa; Chordata; Amphibia; Anura; Bufonidae
Product: filamin A-interacting protein 1-like
Exons: 5
Coding region: 436-1086 (216 amino acids)
Source: RefSeq, a predicted model, not a curated record